Rubroshorea leprosula is the source of this 1518-nucleotide messenger RNA. Lineage: Eukaryota; Viridiplantae; Streptophyta; Magnoliopsida; Malvales; Dipterocarpaceae. The record is from the annotation of a GenBank genome assembly.
AACUCACUGUAACUGCUGAAUCGCAAACCCUAACACAGUCCUACUCUCGCCUCUGCAAUCUCCCCACUGUUAGAAAUCUCCGAUCUGCUAAACGUCAUUUCUAGCUGCGAGCCUCCUUAUUUUCUUACUGAAGUAUAGAAAUUGUUUCCACUGCUUGAUUUCGUCGGAGUUCCCAAUCUCCGGUGACUUUGUUGUGAUUCCAGAAUUUGAGUUCUUUUGCAUUCAAGAGAAGUUCAGAUUGUAUUUUUUCGAUUGGUUUAAUGAUAAUCUUGUUUGAUAUCUAUGCUGUUGGAAACACAUUCUGUUUUUCCAAUUUCAAAGGCUGGAUUUUCCAGUUUAAUUUGGUAUUCUGGAAAGUGGGUUUAGGUCUUUUGUCUAUGUUACUGUUGAUGUCCUGGGUUACUCUUUUUGUGGAAUAGAGAAGAAGAGAGUUUAGUUGUGUGUAGAAAUGGAGGAAUUUGGUGGUUGGGUUGGAGAGCUAAAUAAAUUUCUUAGCUUUGCUUCUUUUGCAUCUAGUUUUCAUUUUAGGGAGAUAUCGGUGUUGCUUCUUGACUUGCUUAAUUUAAUAUUUAGGAACACCUUAAGCUAAUAUCUUGGAAUGUAUUGUGGUGUUUGUGUCUUCAAUUUUGGGUGUAGAAUAGAACUACUUGCAAUCCAAUUGGAUGGAUCAAGAAAGAGAAAGAAAGUGGCAAAACAGGGGAGUGGGGGCUGGUAGAGUACUUGUUAUUAUUGUUUCUUUUGUUAGUAAUAUAUCAUAUCAUUAUGCAUAAUAAAAUUAGAAACUUGGCAACAUCUACAAUUGCUCCCAUCUCAAAAUCAAGAAUUAGUUCUUUCUCAAUUCCCUGUCAAUGCUGAAAGUUUAAACCUCUUGAUUGUUGGUAUUGCUUCUUUUUUUUUUCUUUUUCUGUCAAUUCUUAUCAAUUCUUAAACCUUUUGAUUGUUGUUGUUGUUAUUGCUUUUUUUUUUUUUUUUUUUCUUCCGGGGUUUUCUUUUGUUUCUAUUUUUCCUUAAAUGGAUGACUAAAUCCAUGUUGGUGGUUUUGUGUGGUUUUGUGCUUACACCACGAAGGAUGGGUCGGAAAGCUGGUCAACUUUACAUAAACCAAAAGAGAUUUGCCUCUAUGAAUUAACCUUGCAUGAAGGAAAUGAUAUCGUUUCUCAACUGCUUUUCUCUUAACCACCUAAAUGAUGACAAAUGUGCUCGGCAAAAGGAACUAUUGACUGUGUGUAUGGAUGCUCAGACAAAUAAUAACAAAAAGGCUUUUGGAAGCAUUAAUUACCAGUUGCAGAGACUUAACAGGGUGGGAAGGAAGUAGAUUGAUUCCAUGUAGAAGAACGUUUGAUCCGUCCAUUCUUCAAGCUCAUUGAUUUCACGAUUUGGCAUGGAAGAAAGUGAUAUUUGUUAUACCAUAGAUUAUUCAUACAUCUUUUGUCUGAUUCAAUCUUGACAUAGUACUGAUCAUAAAUUUUGAACAUACCUUUGGAACAUGAUUUAUGAGAUUAAAUCAAUCCAAUUUUC